GAUUAUAAAGAAGACAUUUUUAGAGGAAUGAUACAAAUUCUGGGCGGCUACAGGAUACAAACUUAAUCCAUUUGUCCCAAAUUUGGCAAAAAUUUGUCCAUUUGGAAAAUUUCAUUCAUAUCAUUUUAAAUGCUUAUGGUUUAAUAAAGUGAGUUUACUGUUAAUAAAAGUGUAAAAUGAAUUACUUAUUUACUUCAAUAAGUAACUUGAAAGUUUAUAAGUUCAUAUUAAAAGAUUAAUUAACCUCAAUAAAGCAAAUUAAAGCUGAACAGGUGUUUAAUAAAACCUUCGUUAACGUUAGCAGAGCUCGUUCAUAAAGGACAUUAAAGUUCAGUCUGAAACAACAGCUGACAAACCUUCUGAGGAUCUACGGUUUCUGGAUCAGGUCUCUGAAGGACCUAGGACAGUUUCUGGAUCCGGUCUCCUGAAGGACCUGGACGGUUUCUGGAUCCGGUCUCCUGAAGGACCUGGACGGUUUCUGGAUCCGGUCUCUGAAGGACCUAGGACAGUUUCUGGAUCCGGUCUCCUGAAGGACCUGGACGGUUUCUGGAUCCGGUCUCCUGAAGGACCUGGACGGUUUCUGGAUCCGGUCUCUGAAGGACCUAGGACAGUUUCUGGAUCCGGUCUCCUGAAGGACCUGGACGGUUUCUGGAUCCGGUCUCCUGAAGGACCUGGACGGUUUCUGGAUCCGGUCUCUGAAGGACCUAGGACAGUUUCUGGAUCCGGUCUCCUGAAGGACCUGGACGGUUUCUGGAUCCGGUCUCCUGAAGGACCUGGACGGUUUCUGGAUCUGGUCUCCUGAAGGCCUCAGUCCAGAGCCUGACAAUGGUCCCUGGAGGCCUGGUUCCUGGAGGGGGGGGCCGGGCCGGGGGUCUGUGCCUGCUCCGGUGGCUGGGUCUCAGGCUCUGGUCCCGUCGGGGGACGCUGGUCUUCGCUCUGCUCUGGUUCGGUUCCUGGUUGUUCCUCAACGGGCUGGUUCUGGUCCAUCGGAGCAUCAUGUCCGACUACUGCACCGACGACAAGAGCAAGAGGAUCCUGCACAGACUGUGUCUGGAAUUCGCCGAGGGCUCGGUGACCGGCGACAUGUGCGACGACCUGUGCGUCCUGGGAUUGGUCGAGUACAAACGCUGCCUUUACUACGAGAACGGGAAGAAGGUGAUCGAAGCGCGUUGGCGAGGAAAGCCCGUCAUCCUCAAGUCCAAACUGGAGAACUUCUCGUCGUACGAACCCCUGGGGAUCCUGGACUAUCAGGACGGCGCCGAGGACCUGUCGCCCAUGGACGUGGUCUUCUAUGCCACUCUGGAGGUGCGGAACUCGUUGGGUUUGGCCGAGGAUGACGAGGAGGAGGAAGGAGGCGGGAACAGUUCUCUGUCCAGACUGUGGGGGAAGAAACUGCGAAGCCCAGAUAAGACGUACUCCAGAGCCGAGCUGGCGUCGCUGUGGUCCUUACUGCAGCAGGAGGAGUACACCUUCCUGAGAGUCCUUCAGGACCUCAGUUCCCAUGUGGCCCAGGUGUUGGGCUCCUGUGGUCAUUUCUAUGCCGUCGAGUACCUGUCUGCCGGUCACGCCUGGGACCAGAAUAUCUUUUCCCUGGACGAGGCAGCGGCAGCAGCGGCGGGGGCGGGGGCGGGGGCGGGGCCCCGGGGUCCGAGGAGCCGGUGGACGACCAGGCAGAUGGUCCAUCGCAUCGCACUCAGCUUCCUGGACAUGGUCUGGCACUUCGACAACGACUUCACCCACAGACUGCACCUGUGCGACAUCAAACCAGAGAACUUCGCAAUCCGGACCGACCUGACGGUCGUGGCCAUCGACGUGGACAUGGCGUUCUUCGAGCCUAAGAUGAGGGACAUCCUGGACCAGAACUGCAGCAGCGACGACGACUGUAACUUCUUCGACUGUUCGUCUCGGUGCAACAUGGACAAACGGAGAUGCAGCCGUCGACGCCGCAACACCAACCUGCAGGUGAUCUGUGAGAAGAUCUUCAGGCCGUGGUUUUCUCCGACGUUACUCGGGGCCAAAGCAGGACUCCCCCUACAGGUGGAACUCCAGCGGGCGGUGCAGGAAUGUACAGAGACCGACGGAGACGUGGACGACGGACGGGGGCAGGGGCGGGGCUCGGACGUCCACCGACGCCUCCUCGACGUCCUGACCCGACUCCUCCAAGAGGGCGGGGCUUCAGCGGAUGGAGGUGGGGCUUGGGAAGGGAAAGGUCACGUCCACACCGCGUUGAACUUCUGAGGAGUUGAAGUGAAACUAAAGACAGAAUGAAGGUCUGAGGUCGGAUCCGUCGACCAAUCAGAGCCACUUCACCUGAAGACUACAGCUCCCAUGAUGCUCUUUGACAUGUUCAAAAGUACGUCCUGGUUUGUGACCACAACAAUGGUCAAAAGGCACUUCCUCCUGAUGUACUUUACUUCAAUAUUUGGACCAUUUCCCUAAUGUUUUGACUUUUUUCUUGAAGUUCUUUGCAAUUUUUAUGACUUUAUCCUCGAUUGUUUUUGUCUUCCCGAUGUUCCUAAUGUUUCACCAACAGCAGUCAGAAUCACCUGGAAUUCCGUAGCUACAUUAGAGGCUCGUAGUCCAAGUUGACGCCUUGUUUUGUUAAAGAAAAGGACAUGUGACCAGGGCUCAGCCAAUCAGAGGGAUGCAAAUGCAGCUUCGUCAUUGUUUCCAGAAGUUUCUGGGGUUUUUUUGUUCACGUUACAACAUCCAGAAAAUGAAAGUGUCUGGAGUUCUGAGGGACGUUUUGGACCAAAGGGACCUGGAUGUUCUGGUGUUUGAGAACAUACAUGAAAUGAAGGGAAAUCUUAAUGUUGUGGAAAAGUAAAUAAUGAUGCAAAACUUUGUGUUUUCCUUAGAGCUGGGAGAUUCGCUCAGAAAUAUUAUGAUGAAAAACAGUCUCUUGUGGUAAAUAUAAAUGUCAAAUCAGUGCUUCUUUUCAAUUCAGAGCCAGACGCCAAAGGGUUGAAUAUUUUAAAUGCAAAAAUUACACUGAAUAUAUUAACCCAUGAGUUUUUUAUCCAGAGUGAAAAAGCUUAUAAAAUAUUCAUAACCUCCUCAGACACAGUGAAUAAACACUUUGGCCUUUUACAUUAAAUAAUUGCCUUAAUUGGAAACAGCAUGACGCAACAGUUCUGUCAGAUACAUUUUUACCUUUUUUUUUUUUUUUUAAUAUAAUGUUUUUUCAUGCCUUUUCAGUGGCCUUUUUUAUUUUACGUAAAGCUGUGAAACUCAGGAGGAUAAAAGACAAAACAACUUAAAGACAAAAUGUAAAAUUAAAGACAGAACCUGAUCAGGACCCGUUUCAUGGUCAGAUCGUCGCUUUAUCUCCAGGACUCUGAACUCCAAAAUACAACCUUCACCAAAUGGAAACAGUUUAGUGUCCUGACCUCUGACCCCGUCCUGACCUCUGACCCCGUCCUGACCUCUGACCCCCCCGCCUUCAGGAUGAAGCAGGCACGGCGCUAAUGGACUGAGGAACACUUCGGCGACGCCCUGAGUCUCAUCUUGGAGGAAUUUAAUCUGAUUUUCUUCACGUAAACAUUUAGUCUCAGUGAGAUGAUGGAAAUCUCUCUCAUUUGUAGAGAUAAUAGUGAAUAAACACGUCCAAAUGGAAACAGAAGCACUGAGGAGUUCAAAUACUGGCUCAGUGGGUUUUUAGGGUCAUUUUUCAGUUGGAUUUGGUUCCUGUUUCAUCGUUUUCAUUAAAAACAUGUCCAGUCGAACAGACGUGUGGUUUCUAACCCGUGGAAAAACGGUUCAGAUGUUAUUGGUUUAAUCAGGAUCACAAUAAUAAAUGAUCCUUGAAGGUUUUCCAACUGUAGACGUUCAGAAAAACGUCUUCUCUUCUGUAAAUAAUCCCACGGUCCAUUUUUCUGUUUGUUGGAAUAAUAAAACCUUCAGAUGUUUACAGUCG
Molecule: messenger RNA, 3916 nt
Organism: Sphaeramia orbicularis (orbiculate cardinalfish)
Lineage: Eukaryota; Metazoa; Chordata; Actinopteri; Kurtiformes; Apogonidae
Product: divergent protein kinase domain 1C-like
Exons: 8
Coding region: 826-2238 (470 amino acids)
Source: RefSeq, a predicted model, not a curated record